AGUACUCAGAGCAGCCUGAGCGGGGAGUUAAAGUACAAUCCUUAAUAAACACAGCAGUUUACGCAGUCCAGUCAACUCUCCCUCACACACACUCUCUCACACACACACUCACCGCAGGCGUGAACAGGUGGGCUCUCACAGCACAGUGUUACCUAUGGACGUGUUAUGAGGAUCAGCGCGCGCUGGAGGAGUCUCUGUGGAUAUGUGUUUUUCAUGGCUGAGGCUUUGUGAGCUCCAGGAGCCGGCUACACUGUAACUCCGCGCGUUUGUUCCCCCUCUCCUGUUGUUCUGCCUGUGAAUAUGAAAGUGACGGUGUGUUUCGGUAGGACCCGGGUGGUCGUGCCGUGCGGAGACGGCAACAUUAAAGUCCGGAGCCUUAUCCAGCAGGCCAUCAUGAGAUACAGGAAAGCCAUAGCUAAGGACCCAGCCUAUUGGAUCCAGGUUCACCGGUUGGAGCACGGCGAUGGAGGCAUCCUGGAUUUAGAUGAUGUGUUAUGUGACGUUGCUGAUGACAAAGACAGGCUGGUGGCGGUGUAUGAUGAGCAGGACCCUCAUCACGGAGGAGACGGCACGAGCGCCAGCUCUACGGGCAGCCAGAGUCCGGACGUGUUCAUCAGGGGAGAGCUCAGCUCCGGCACACCAUCUGCCUUCCAGCCGUACCAGAACAGCAGCGAGAUCGAGGUCACGCCAUUGGCCCUGCGCACCAACAUGCAUCUGCAAGUGAGGCGCAGUAGUGAUCCGGCUCUUGUGGGUCUGCCGGAGACUCCGCUCCAACCAGAAGAGCCGUCCAGGAAGAACCCGACACGCUGGUCCACCACGGCUGGGUUCCUCAAACCCAACGUCACCAGUGGAACCAACAGCUUGGAGCGCAAGGUUAAGGGACCGGCUGGGUACCGCAGUCUUCCUCGUGACACGGCAGCAUGGGCCAACCAGUUCCACAGAGAGGGUGCACGCUCAUCACUCAGUGCCAACCAUCCCAUGGUGGACCGCUGGCUUGAGCGGCAGGAACAGGAUGAAGAGGAAGAAGAGAGGAGGAGAGACGAAGGCAAGAAUGGACGGAUAGAACCGGUGGGCCGAGCGGACUCGAUCUCUCUAGAUGACCUGCUCAAACCGGUGGAAGUGUCGAAUGGCGGCGGGCCGCUGGGAAUCCACGUAGUGCCGUUCAGCUCCAGAGACAGAAGGACUCUGGGGCUGCUGGUGAAGAGGCUGGAGAGAGGAGGAAAGGCCGAGCGUGAGGCCCUCUUUCAGGAAAACGACUGCAUCGUGCGCAUCAAUAACGACGACCUGCGCAACAUCCGAUUUGAACAAGCACAGGACUUAUUCAGGCAGGCCAUGCGUACCCCGUUCAUCCUGUUCCAUGUGGUUCCAGCAGUGAGGAAAGUACAGUAUGAACAGUUCUCCCAGAGUGAGCUCGGUGUCCAGCCGGGCCCUGGAGUUCCUGGCCCUGGAGUUCCUUGUCCUGUUCCCAAACAGCUGCCCGCUGACCCCAAAGCUGGUCCCGGUCGUAGCCAACUAACUCUUGAAUCCAAACCUGGGGAAAGGGGUAGUGUGGUGAUCGGAGGCAUCGAUUACAGUCCUAAAAGAAUGUCCAAGACCCGACCUCUUCCUAACUUUAAUCACCAGACCCCGUCUUCCCAAAUGGAGCAAAACCAGCCUUAUCCUGGAUCAGCACCCAUCAUCAGUCCAUCCAGCAAGAGCACGACCUCCACAGGCUUCACCAAAAAGAUCGGCCGCAAGUUCAACGUACAGCUCAGAAAAGGUCCUGAGGGACUUGGCUUCAGUAUCACAUCACGCGACGUCCCCAUAGGAGGCUCCGCCCCAAUCUACGUGAAGAACAUCCUUCCUCGUGGAGCAGCCAUCCAAGACGGCCACCUGAAAGCCGGUGACCGGCUGCUGGAGGUGAACGGGGUGGAUCUGAACGGGAAGACUCAGGAGGAGGUGGUGUCUCUUCUCCGCUCCACUCCAAUGGAAGGCACCGUUAGUCUGCUGGUUGUCCGCCAGGAGGACGCCUUCCUGCCUCAUGAAGUGAAAGCGGAGGAUGAUGACUUGGUGCUUACUCCCGAUGGAACGCGGGAGUUCUUGACCUUUGAGAUUCCUCUAAAUGAUUCGGGUUCAGCUGGGUUAGGCGUCAGCGUAAAGGGCAACCGCUCCAAAGAGAACCAUGCCGACCUGGGCAUCUUCGUUAAGUCCAUCAUCAACGGAGGAGCUGCCUGCAAGGAUGGCCGCUUGAGGGUGAACGACCAGUUGGUAGCCGUGAAUGGAGAAUCGCUGCUGGGAAAGACCAACCAGGAAGCAAUGGAGACUCUACGCAAGUCCAUGUCUAUUGAGAGCAAUAAAAGAGGCUUGAUCCAACUCAUCGUGGCCAGGAUGGUGAAUGGGAGGAAUGAGCAGGACGGUGCAAGAAGUCCAUCCGUGUCCGAGGUGUCACUGAACCAAUCUCAUGAUGAUCACGAGCGACGCAUCUCUCACUCUCUCUACCCCGGAGCUGUCGAGGGCUUGGACGACUCGGUCAACACUCGCUCCAUCAUGGGCAGAAUGAUCGGUAACUACCAGCUGUCCCCCACUGUGAACAUGCCUCAGGAUGACACAGUCAUCAUUGAAGAUGAUAGGCCGCCUGUACUUCCUCCUCUACUGUCUGACCAAUCGUCUUCCAGCUCCCAUGAUGACAUGGGCUUUGUGAUAGAGCCGCCUGCCUCCUGGGCCAUAGAUGUUCAGAAUCAAGAUGAAAGCGUGCUGAGUCCCGACACGGAUUCCGAUGGUGCGUUUCAGAGGGAGGGCUUUGGCAGGCAGAGCAUGUCGGAGAAAAGGACCAAACAGUACGCAGACGCUGCUCAACUCGAAAUCAUCAAGACGCGCAAAUCCAAGAGCAUGGAUUUAGUAGCUGACGAGAUUAACCUCACACCCCACCCAAACAGGACAGAAGGUAACUCCACAAGAGAUGUAGGGCCCAAUCUGGGUCUGAAGAAGUCCAGCUCUCUGGAGAGUCUCCAGACGGCCGUGGCAGAGGUGACGCUCAACGGGGACGUCCCCUUCCACAGGCCUCGUCCCAGAAUCAUCCGUGGACGUGGUUGCAACGAGAGCUUCCGUGCGGCUAUCGACAAAUCCUACGACAGACCCGGUAUGAACGUGGUAUGUGAUGAAGAGGACGACGAAGGCAUGGAGACGUUGGAGGAGGACACGGAGGAAAGCUCACGCUCCGGCCGUGACUCGGUCUCCACGGCAAAUGACGUGGCCUUACCUGCAGGAGCGGCUUUCCAGGACGGCCAGAUGAACGGCGGACGGCCCAAAGACGAGCGGAAGAAAGAGAAAGGAGGGAAGGAAAAGAAGGAAAAGAGCAAAGCCAAGAAAAGCGUGCUGAAGGGCCUGGGCGACAUGUUCAGGUUUGGCAAACACCGCAAAGACGAGAGAACAGGGGACAAGAUGGAGCGCAAAGGCUCGAGCAAGAACAAAAUGGAUGACAUGCAGGCCACAGAGGAGGAGAUGCAGAGGAUGCGUUUGGAGAGAGAGAGGAUCCAGGCCAAGAAAAGGGAGCUGCGGGAGCGACAGGCCAGGGAGAGAGACUAUGCCGAGAUUCAAGACGUGACCCGAGCUUUCAGCUCUGAUGAGGAACACACCUACGCAGGCAUCGGCUCACUCGACUCGUCCAUGGACAGCAGCCAGAGCCUGAACCAGGACCAGAGGCCACACAGUCCCAGAGAUCAGGGCCUAGAGAGUCUCUACGCCCAAGUCAACAAGCCACGCAACGGAGGACCACUAUCUUCGGACAGCAACAGACUGGCACCUAGCAACCAUGACCGGAUACAGCGGCUGAGGCAGGAGUUCCAGCAGGCCAAGCAGGAGGAGGAGCCUGACGACCGGCGCCGUACUUACAGCCUCCAGCAGCAGCCGUGGGCGAAUGCUGGGGGUUACAGUCAGACAGGACGGCAUUCGGUUUCUGUAGAUGUUCAGAUGCAGAAACAGAAAAAAGAUGACCGAGAUGCCUUUACACAAUCACAGAGACAGUACAACUCCUUACCACGGCAACCACGUAAGAACCCCAGCACCGUGUCUCAGGACUCAUGGGAUAAGGUCUACCCCCCUGGCGAGGUGUUCCAAUUAGCUAAAGAGAACCCACGCUACUCAAGCUACCAGGGCAGCCGUGGUGCUAAUGGUUACCUGAGUGGUCCAGCGUUGGGCCUGAACGCGCGUGUGCUGCUGGAGACACAGGAGCUGCUCAGGCAGGAACAGAGGCGCAAAGAGCAGGAGGCACAGGCGAAGCUCAGUCCACAAAACGACUCACUGGCCCUGUCCUCAACCUCCAAAGGGCCCUACCGGCAGGACGUGCCACCCUCGCCCUCCCAGCUCGCUCGCCUUAACCGACUUCAAAGCCCUGAAAAGGGCCGUCCGUUCUACUCCUGAAGGGAAGAGUGGGAUUGGAGCAGAGGAGUGGGACACACAUGAACUUUUCAGAAAACAUAGGGAUUUUGGUUGUUGACUUUUUUUUUUUUUUUUUAACAUCAUGCACAUUUUUUAAUACACAAUUAUGGUCCAGCCAUCCAACAUAUCCACAUGGUAUGUGUGUGAAUGUAUUUGAACGCGUGUCCUAACAUUGAUUAGCAUCCUUGCCAGUCCUGACAAUCAGAAAACAGCUACCAGGUUUGUAUUCCUAUAGCGUUGUGACCUACAUAACUCAUUUCACCUGCCACCAAUUGGUCACCGAGUGUUGAGGAAAGCAGCGAGUAUGCAUGAGCUCUGAAUAGGCAGAAAUAUUUGAAUAUAUAUUUUUUAUCUGAAUACAUAUACAUACAGGGGUGACAUUCAAUUAAAACCCAACAUACUGUGUGUUAAGUAAGGUGUUGGGCCACCAAGAGCCACUGGAACAACCUCAACACUCCUCAACCUUGGCAUCAGUUCUACAUGUCUCUGGAGCUCUACUGGACCGAUGAACACUGUUCUUCCAAAAGAUAUUUCCACACUGUCUAGCGUCACUUCAGAAAUCUCCCAUAGGUGUUCAGGUGGGUUGAGAUCUAGUGACCGACAACUUCUGCCUCAAACAAUUCAAGUGGGCCCUCGUGCCCUGUAGAAGAUGUCAAGGUCACCCUGGAAGAGACCACUCAAAAUGUCCCCACAACACAACAGAUGUAUCAGAUUUUCAUUCAUCGCCCAUCUGUAUGUUUCCGAGAGGAAAAGAGAUUGAGAGAAAGAGAGAGACAGUGAGAGAUUGAGACCAAGCCUAGACGGUUUGUAAAACCGCAGUAAUUUCACUCAUCCUGUGACUCCUUCAUCUUAUUUCUCUGUCCAUCCUUCACACUUCCUGUCCACCAGUCUGUACCUGCUCGUAAAGCUUGAGAUUCUCUAAUACCAUGCAUACUGGUUUCUUGGGAAACCAGUCUAUUCUAUUGUGUGGUUGGUGCUUCGUGUCUCUUGGCCAGUCAGUGGUCACACAGGUAGUCUGAGGUGUCUGUUGAACGUGUCAUCACAUACACACUCCCUGUACCAUGCUCAGGCCAGUACGCUGAUCUUUACAGCCGGAUUUCCGCGUAUCGUUUCCUCCACCAGCCAUCUCUUAAUCACUGUAAUCCACGAUGUGAUUUAUUUUAUAAAAAAUUCCUGAAGCCGUCUGUGCGCAUUAUGCUGGGUGAUAUGACCAUACGCUGUAUGAAAAUAGUGGGCAUGGUCAGUAGUUAAUAACGGCCUGAAGUACCAGAUUGAUGGUUGCUUUAUUUAAAAUAAAUAAACGGAUUAUUUUUGGAAAACUUCUUAUAAAAGUAAUAAUGAACUUAUAGACCCCGCUGAUACCGGAUAUAUAAUGACUAAUGUUGCAUUCGACUUACCUCGGAGGUGGGAAGUAAUAAUAGCAAUAAAUAAUAUCUGGAUAGGUAUGCGUGUGUAAAUACAUCCAAGAUACUAUUAAGCGAUUUAAAUAAAAUCUAAUCAUUUUAAGCUACAUUUGACAACCAACCCCUCCUAAUUACAUGACGUCAGCACUCCCGUGACUGCUGACGGUGAUUAAAAUGUUAGAUUUGAUAUCUUUUGCAUUAAAUUACUGAAAACAAAUCGGGGAAGUUGGAGAAGCACAGGGGUUUAUUUGAAUAUUAUAUCUGAUACAGAUACUGGCGAAUCAUGGACACUUUUGACUGCGUGAGGUUCAAAUCUUAUCCGAUUCAGAUACACGUAUUGUUGUAAUGCGUACCGUGGCUCGUAAAAACAUCAUGUAUUGUGGCUGUGAUAUUUUUUGCCAUUUCAUCCACACCUAUUGAACUGAACACCAGCAGCUUGAAGGCUUUCUCUCCUCCUCUCUCAAUUUCUCUCUGUCCCUCAAGAGCAAAACUAAAAUGUACGAAACAACGAUGCACAUCUUCCCGUUGUUGACUAACUGGUACGUUGCAGUGCGUGUUUGGUCCUGUGAGCUCGAAUGGGUGGGAAAUGAACUUUUCAGAGCAGCAGCAGGGGUAUUUUUGGCUGCUUUAUUUCACGUUUUGUAUUGUAUGCAUUGAAUUAAAGGAGAAUUUGUUGGCGAUGGUAAUGUUUAAGUGCCUGUUAUAGGAGGGAUAUUUUGUACUACAAAAGAUGUCAUGGAAAGCACAUAUUUUAGCAACUAUUCUACUAUUUUUGUGUGUAAUAUCUUUCCACCACAAAACAUUUUUAGAUCGUCAAAAGAAAAGAAAAAAAAACAGUAACUGUAUUUUUUUUUUUUUUUUUUUUGCAUUGUCUAUAUUCUCCCGAGGUAACAUGGUGUCCAUGGUGUAACAUGUAAGCACAGUGCAAUUCCAUUUUUUGACUAGUCUUUAUACAUAAUGUAUGAAAUUGUACACAGCUUUCUCUGUACAUAUCAAAUUUAGACAAAAUAAACCAGAAGGCUGUUUUUUUUCCCUCUUGUUUACAUUACACAAGUGUGCAUUUUUAUUGAUCUAUUCAUUUCAUCCCAUGAAAACGCAGUGACGGAAUGACCAGUAAGAACGCUGACCGUUCAACACAACGCUGUUGAAUUCUCAAUUCUGAUUGGCCAGAUGAUGUUGAUUAAUUUUCUCUGACAGUAGUUCUGGCUGUAGUUCAAAUCCCAGGUACUGAUGCACUCAUUCUCAUUUCUAUAGUAAGAACUUACACAGGGAUCUUGUUUGGCAGACACUUUGCGUAGUCUAAUACUAACAUUAAAUGGAUGUGGUGACGUUUUCUGUAAGGAGAUGUUAAUUUAACAUUCAUGGAAUGAGUCUCUGAUGUCAGUGGCAUAGGAGAAUCUUCAUUACAGUGAAGUUUGCAAUUUCUUUGCACUUUUCUCUCUAAAAUAACAAGGUUGUGUGUAUAGAUCGUAUACGUACGUAUGCAUAACGGACAGUUCUCAAAGUUGAUGUGUUCUAUGGGUAAGUGUAACAAUCUGAGCGACUUUGACAAAAAUUUCUGAUGGCUAGAUGACGGGGUCAGAGCACCUCCUACAUGGCAGGUCUUAUGAGAAAAGAAGCUGGAGAGAGACUGACUGUUCAGAGCCGCGAUAACGUAAAUGCUAUAGCGCCGUGGUUUUCGAUCGCGGGGACCCACAGCCCUGCACAUUUUGUAUGAAUCUCAUAUCUGACACAUACAGCUCAGUUCAUGAAUCUCUCUCCUGAUGAGCUGAUGGACUGAAUCAGGUGUGUUAAAUAAAAGGAGACAUACAAAAUAGGCAGAGUGGUGGGUCCCCAGGAUUGAAAACCCCUGCUAUAAUGAUAAUGAUUCUUGGUUGGCCACGUAUACAUUACAGCACAGUGAAAUUCUUUUCUUCGCAUACCUCAGCAUGUUGGGGUCAGAGCGCAGGGUCAGCCAUGAUACAGUGCCCCUGGAGCAGAGAGGGUUAAGGGCCUUGCUCAAGGGCCCAACAGUGGCAGCUUAGCAAUGCUGGGGCUUGAACCCCCAACUUUCCGAUCAGUAACCCAGAGCCUUAACCGCCAAGCAACCACUGCCUCUGCCACUGCCACUGCACUGCUAUAGCAGAUGUUCCACAAAAUUAAAUGUAACUAAAAGGGAUAAAAAGCAUGACACGUCCUUCAUUAGUAAAUUGAAAUGUAAGGAAUUCCAUUUUAAAACAUUGGCCAGUUUGUUGUGGUAACAGUAACUCCGCUUCACAUCACGACACUCCGUUGUUGAUUAGUUCCUGUAACAGCACACUCUUCAUGUUGUAUUCCCUAAGUAUUGCUUUCUUUUAUUAUUUAUACAAAAUGACCUUUUCAACUUUAGUUUUCCGUUAUGUAAGGCAUCUUUGUUGCAGCAUGAAAAAUUGUAUGUAACGCCGUUCUUUGUUCUGUUGGUAUGGCUCGCACAUUUUGGAGAGGCUGAAAGCACGGAAAAAGGAAAUCUGAGAAAUAUCCUUCCUCCACUUCCCUCUCUUUAAUCUAUUUCUGAUCCCAUAGAUCACUUUAAUGUUGCCUAUGACAUGGCUGGCCAGCACUGUAAUGAGAAGUGUAAUGAGUUUGAUGGCAAUAAAGACAAUCGUGAAAUUUAUGAAGUUCAGGUCAGGGCAAGCGGAGAAUCUGUGACGUAGCCUCUUGGCUCUCUAUACAGAAAACCUGUCCAAAACUUCUCUGUGAGGAAGUGAACAUCUCCAUCUGUUUGACACCGCAGGAGUGUGUGAGAGUGAGAAAAUGAAGGGAAAUAGAAGUAGUUAAACAGAGGAAAAGAAAGCCCAGGGGAAGUUGAUAACAGGGCUCCUGUGCAGAUCAGAUGCAGUUAGGAACACUGGAAGGUCUGAACCUUGAGACUCAAAGCAGCAGCGUUCACAUUAUGUGUAAAGUAUGGGAGAAGAACAGGGGGGAAAUGAGCUCCAUUCCAUGAGGUGAACGUGGCCUUGAGGAUGAACCCUAGAGAGUUGACGAGAAACUCUGGGGAGAGUACAGUCCUGCAUUCAGCAAUUGAACUUUCUUCAGGUACGGGUUGAGUCAUGAAAUGAUUAUAGAGUGUGCUGAGUAUCUGUUUUUUUCUUCUUUCUGUUAUCUAUUAAAAACAAAUGCUUUGUU
This is a messenger RNA of Ictalurus furcatus (blue catfish), 8963 nucleotides long. RefSeq names its product par-3 family cell polarity regulator alpha, a (gene pard3aa). Gene Ontology annotation, molecular function: phosphatidylinositol binding; protein binding. The coding region runs from base 301 to 4398 and encodes 1365 amino acids. The record is from RefSeq and is a predicted model, not a curated record. Gene Ontology annotation, biological process: establishment of centrosome localization; microtubule cytoskeleton organization; cell adhesion. Gene Ontology annotation, cellular component: apical plasma membrane; apical junction complex; cell cortex. The transcript has 24 exons. NCBI's taxonomy places the organism in Eukaryota, Metazoa, Chordata, Actinopteri, Siluriformes, Ictaluridae.